CCCUUGUCGACGUCUUCAGUGAUGAAAACAUCUGUCACCAAUCUCGUGAUUCGGGAAACGAAGGAAGCGAAUACGGAUCAGGAACACACACAUUCGUGUGUGUGUGAGAUAUUUCUUAUUCUCUGCCAGUAUGGUCAGUCUUGCUAACAACUCAAGACAUUCAGGGGGGACAUUUUUCUCCGAUGAUAGCACAACUAUUCAACCAGAUGAUGACCCUCUACUGGGCUCCAUGCCUGUCCUUCCACAGGACUGUGUGGUCAAUCAGUGGAUGGCUGAGGAAGUCAAGACAUUUCAUGGAAUAAAAACACCAAUAGCUAUCAUCCUUGCAAAGGUUUUGUAUAUCUGCCUGGGAGUUGCUGCCAAUGUCUUGCCAGUGCUGUGUCAAUAUAAACAAUGUGGAGACCAGGAAACAUCCCUGAUAUUGUACAUACAUGGUGCAACAUGGUUCCUGCUCGUAGCAAUUCACUACUUUCUCUAUGUUGAACAUCAGAAUUCACUGCUGAGGGGCUAUUUUAACUUUCAUCUUGAAACAAGGAACCUUCGACAUAUUUCAUUACAUAUAAAUUCAGCAGCAAACGCAGUCUUGCUGGUGGUGACAAAGCUGUUGGAUGAAGUUUGUGAUAAAAAUGGCACAUGCCAUUUUCUUAACAAGACACGAUACCUGCAGAUUAUAAUCUCUGUGGAGGUGCUGGUUGCUCUUGUAUUUCUCCUUAUUUACCUGGUGAAAACAAUGCAUUUCAAUCGUGCCAAAGAGGCCCCUGACUUUAUGAAGUCUACCCUCGACUCUUCAUUGCCCAGCACACAACAAGAAGUUGGAUACAAGCCAUCAUUUGAAAAUCAGAAAGACAGGACCAUGAUCUUGAUGUGGUAUGAGAUCUACUUUUGGCGGAACAAGCGCAUUGAUCUUUGCCGCGAAAUCAUUCACCUAAAUGAUGCUUUGGCUGAACUCAGAUCACAAAGCAGGCUGCAAUGAUUCACUGUCUCCUCUUACAUACAUGUGGUGUGGCAGAGCAUCAAGUUGCCUUUGCACAUAUCGUACUUUUGUAAUUUAACACAGAUCUGACAAUGGCUGUUUUGUGGUCUGAAAUUUGUGGCCGGAGGUGGUGUGCAGAAAGGAAAACGGACAGUUUUCUUGCUCAUAUUCAACAUGAUCUUGAAGAAUGACACCAGCAAAAAGUGAUUUUUUGAAAACUUGAAAGUGCCUUGUAAUUGCAAUUACAGGACAGAAAAAAACGGUGCUAGAGGUGUGGGCGGGUUUCUGAUACUUUUGUUUUAAGAGAAAUUGGUGGUGAUUUUUUUUUUUUGCCUGUUUGCAGUGUAGUUGAUGUAGAUUCCUACGUAUCCUGCCAGGAACUUAUUUCACCCAUUACUUCAGCAUUCACCAUUAUUCUGUCAUCAUAUUUAUAAGAGUGAAAAAUAAAACAUGAAACAAAUACGAUGCAUUCUGGUAGUGCAACUUAUCAUUUCAGUUUAAUAGAAGGGAUUGGGAGGCCUUAUAACUCAAGAGCAGAAGGUCACCGGUUUUUGGAUUACUCAAAUGGGUGGCUAAAAAACUUCUGCUUACUAAGGAAUAAAGAGUACCUAAUAUAUUGGAAAAUAAAAGACUUCAGAAAGGAAGCAUUAAACUCUGAGAUAAACAGAGUUCAUUGUCCUGUGGCCAUUAAGUUUUGGAAUUUUUACCCUUAACUUUCACUGUGAUGUUUUGUUUCAGUCUUUCGCAUAUUUCUCAUGCAUUCUAGUUAUAUUGUUUUACACUGAUCCAAGAGGAACACUUCAUUGGUUUCUUUCAUAGAUUACCAUGUCUUCCACUUCUAGUUUACAGUGGAAAUUAUUUUACCUUUCAAACAAGUUUUUUUCAAAGAACUAUCAGAGAGAAAAUAUGAGGAAAAAGAGAAAAGGCAUUGCAGUUAGCCAGCAUUGUUUUAUAACCUUGUAUCUCAUUCACCGUCAUAUGAAUGGCUUACUGAUUCUUUUAAUGAGGAAUAUUCUAUUUCCUCUUGCUUAAAAAAAGGGAUUCUUUAAAUUUUGAGAGUUCAUUUCAAUUUUUGUUCAAAGUUUUCAGAUAUCAUGUAAAGAUGGUUAGAAGAUUGACUGCGCAAGUUUGAUUAAGUUCUGAACAAAACACAAACACAUUUUAUCUUUGAAGAGUCAAACUUUGUUGGUUUAAUCAGUCAGUGUAGAAAUAAGGAUUUUUAUUUUACUAGUAUUUGGAGUAAACUUUUAUUAAAUGGACUGUUUUUAGCCUAGACAUUUAACAUAUAAAUAAGAAUAAAACUGCAAAUAAAAUCAAAUGGGCACUUCAGAGAAUACAGAUCCCUAGAUUUUCAUGCUUUGGUGUUAAAAGUCAAAAACCACUUCUUGAGAAUCGAUUGUUUGAAGUUUUUCUUUUCUUAGAUCUUUGAAAAUGACCACUUUUCUCACUUAAAUGCUAAUUAACUUCAGUAUUGUAAAAAUACUUGCAUGAUCAGUAAUAAUGUUCAAAGUGAUGUAGAUGUCACUAUAAAAAACCCCGUAAAAUGUAAUUUCUUUAAACUAUAGUGUAAAGAGUUUUAUAGGGAAUGUUUGUAAGAUGGUUAAGGGGCAAGUUGAUGAGAUAGGAAAAACCAUUCAGAAUGUAUGUCUUAGCUGUUUAUUGAUUUGUUGGGGAUUUUUCGCAGAGUUUGCUUUGACCUCAAAAGCCAGGCUCUUCAGCAGGGAUGGCAUGAAAUCUACAUGUUACGGCUGCGUUUCUGCACACUGCUGCUUGAAAGGAAAAACCUCUUAAAUCAUGCCAAGAAACCUCACAGAUAAAAAAUGGUCUGAAAUUUUUCCAACACCUGGAAAAAUUUGACUCCGGAGGCUUAAGUUUGACAUUAAUCUUAAAUAGUAGCAUUGUACUGUGCCAAAAUCUGCUUGUUGCCAAGAAAAUUAGAUGCAGUUUUUCUGUGAGUAAAUGUUUUUGUAUCACUUUGUGUGCCCCCUCCCACUGUUUCAUUGAAAAAUCUGGAGUUGCUUUUGCAUGUUUUAAAGAACUAGUGAGAUGCAACAAUUUUUCCAGUAAUGAUUAAACAUGGUGCAAGGUAUUAUUUUUCAAAUCUGGGUGAAUAUUCUUCUUCUGUUCUCAAGAUCAACAAAAAUCAAUAGAAAGAAGUCCUCAACAGAAACUCAGUAGUGCAUGGAUGUGUUUACAAUGAGGCGGCCUCAGCCAAUGAAACAGCUGGGAAUGUAUUUAGUCAUAUCUUGAUACAUUGAUUUUGACCUUUUCUGUGCAUGGAGAUAUUUGUAGGUGAGAACAAAAGAGAGUUAUUUGCCCAGAUCUGAAACAGCAUCUUGCACUGUGCCAAACACCCUUUAAAAUCCACUAUAAUUAUAGUCAUAUUAUUAUGAGCUGUGCAGACUCAAUGCAAAAUAAUUUUUUUACAAAUGUUCAGAAUAUCUAUGCCAAGCAAUUUUAGUUUUACCAUUCUACAUUUUAGUUUCCUUUCAUUAGUGUUGCAUGUAAGCUUUUUAUCUUAAGAUGCAUAUGUACAAACUGCAUACAAACUAAAUGUGUAUUAAGUAAAUAUUUUAGACUGGAAUAAUUCUUGGUUUAAUAUUGAUAAACAAAUUAUAUAGUGCAUUCGUUUCACCUUAUUAAAUAUUAGUAUAUGCCUUUACUUACCACAUUCCAGGGAUUCUGUCAAGCAUGAAACUUAAGCCUUAUUAUUUCAUUUUAAAAUGCAAGCAAUUUUUCUAAUCAUUAGGUGUAGGUGUUCAUAUAUUUCUGUACUGCUCUUCCAGGUUUUUUUAACAGCAGCUUGUGAAUAGAGUUUAAGUGAAAUAAUAUAUUCCUAGUUAUCAUUCACUGCCAUUUGGAUCUCUGUAUCUCUGUCAGUGUUAAGCACAUUCCAUCAUCACCCAAACUUCCUAGUGAAGAAGUUCAUACUGCAGAUAUGCGACUUCUAAGAUAACAUCAGGAUUUACCUUGGAUGUUUUCAAGUAUCCAGACAAUUUCAAUCCCCAUCUGUAUGUGUAAUUUAGUAUAUUUUUUUACAUCAUCCAGUUUUGUUGCACAAAUCCUCUCAUACUCAUGUUUUUAUAUGAUGAAUAGCCUUGUGGGCUUUGUUUAUAUUAUUUAUUUAUAUCUAUUUUCCUGUGGUUUCAGUCUGCUGCAUGACCCUGUUGGUAGAACAAAGUACUACCUUGAGCAGCACAAUCAUGUCUUUGUUUGAAGCAUAUGACUAGACUAUAUAAAUGUAUUUAAAUUAGCAUAUGUUAAAUUUUGUAAUUAUCAUGAGCUCAAUUUCUUGUCCGGGUCAUCUCAUGUUGGUUAGCUCAGAUGGCUCAAAAUGAUUCCCAUGGCAAGAUUUGAGAUGUUGCCCUGCCUGGCAAGAAACUCAGAUAAAGGCUGAAUGCAAGAUGCACUUUGAGUGCUUAGUGAUUAUCUGUCAUAUGACAUCACACCUGACAGGUCUUCUUAGCAGUCUUCAGACUUAUGGUUAAUCUCUUGCAACUUACACUUAUCUGGCUUAAAAGAUACAGUUCAUGCAAGUUAACCUGUAUUUUAAAAGUGUUGGCAGAAGUUUUGAAAAAAUGAAUUUGAUUUUAAAAGGUGUGAGAUGUCAAGCAUUUUGGCUUGCAUGUUGCUCAAGGCAUUUUUCCCCCAUUGUGCUCAUGGUAGUAAGACAGUUUUGAGAAUAAUUUGAAAAUAUAGCAGCAGUAUGUAUUCUCAUCUCCCACAACCAUUCUCAAAAGUUUGGUUAUCCAGCAUGAUGUGUGCAUGAUUUGGGAUACAAAUUUUUGUGCAUGGACAAAAGGCAUGGUCAUACUUUUUUUCUCCUUUUUUGACAAAUUGCGAUCACUCAGGUAUUUCCUAAUAAGUGUUGAUUGUAAAUGGACAUUAUUAGAAUUAGUGCCUGUAACCAUCAAUUCCAACAUAUUCAGACAAUAAGUUCAAACAGUUGGGACUGCCAUUUCAACAACUUUGAAAAUAAACAUGAUUUAACUGUU
Pomacea canaliculata is the source of this 4968-nucleotide messenger RNA. RefSeq lists its product as uncharacterized. Gene Ontology annotation, cellular component: lysosomal membrane; late endosome. NCBI's taxonomy places the organism in Eukaryota, Metazoa, Mollusca, Gastropoda, Architaenioglossa, Ampullariidae. The record is from RefSeq and is a predicted model, not a curated record. Bases 131 to 973 code for a protein of 280 amino acids. The transcript has 6 exons.